AUGCCGGGACUUAGUGUAACUCUCGUUCACUCGCGGGAUAUGCUUCUGUCCUCAGAACCAAUCCCCGACAACAACAAGGAAAAGACUCUUGAGCUGUCAAAGGAGACUGGGUUUCAGAUAUUGAUGAAUCAUCCUUUAAGCCAAAUUACUGAUGGGCAGACUUUGGAUGGACGCUUCGAAUUUCGACUUGAGUUUAGCAAUGGCACUCAGAUUGUGACUAGCAGAGUUAUACGCGCCAUCUCGCAGGGUCAUCCCUCGACCGAGUAUCUUCCAGCAUCAGCUCUUGAUUCAAAUGGUUACAUGGAGGUCUUGCCAAAUUUGAAUUGGAAACCGGGAACGCCAAACUACCAAGACCAUUUCUCAGCGGGCGAUGUAGUGCGAUGGUCAGGGAUAAAACGAUGUAGUGGCGCGAUGCACAUGGGUCAAUUGGUUGCGCAGAAUAUCCAUCGGCGCAUCAUGCAGAAACUAACAGGCCGGGCUCCAGAGAUGAAGAACUUGGAAGGAUUCUCGCCCAUGAUUGCUGUUGCCCUCGCCAAGAAGGCUGUUGCGUAUGCGCCACACACGAUUGUUACAUGGGGAGACGAUGUGCUGCAAACAUGCUUUGGGGACAAUAUGGCAUUUUCAUUACUAUGCAGCUCGAUGGCUCCCGCACAAUGGAAGAAGAGCUUGACCGAGGUGUAA
Messenger RNA from Fusarium venenatum, 681 nucleotides. NCBI's taxonomy places the organism in Eukaryota, Fungi, Ascomycota, Sordariomycetes, Hypocreales, Nectriaceae. The record is from RefSeq and is a predicted model, not a curated record.